Molecule: messenger RNA, 1372 nt
Organism: Wyeomyia smithii (pitcher-plant mosquito)
Lineage: Eukaryota; Metazoa; Arthropoda; Insecta; Diptera; Culicidae
Gene: PQBP1
Exons: 1
Coding region: 84-1319 (411 amino acids)
Biological process (GO): alternative mRNA splicing, via spliceosome
Cellular component (GO): cytoplasm; nuclear body
Molecular function (GO): protein binding; ribonucleoprotein complex binding
Source: RefSeq, a predicted model, not a curated record
ACAACAAGCUGUCAGUACAUUUUGUUGUUGUCCACAGUGUUGAUGAGUAAAACAGUGCAGUUUUCAUUGAAAAUAUAAUAAAAAUGCUCCCUGAGGCACUGCAAAAGCGCCUGGCCAAGAGAGGCAUUAUUCAGGGCGAUAGUGGUGCCACCCCGGCCGUUCAGCAAGCUCAUCAUCCACCUCCCCCAUCCCGGCAGCAGCAACAUUCCGAAUCGUCCUCGCAAUCGGAUAGUGAUUCCCAAGAUGAGCGCCGGGAUGCGGAUCUCAACAACGAAGAAAUCAUUGCUGAAGACUAUGAUGAGUACGAUCAGAUCAACCCAGAAGCCUUCGAGUAUCCAAUUCAAAAACGGAAAAUCAAUCCAGCCUUGGAUUGGUCCGAGAAAAUGAAGCAAAAAAUGGUCAAGCGCUACGGAUUUCAGUCCGUCGAUGGUUGUCAGAACAAGUAUAAUAUACAUCACCACUGUACGAUGUAUUGCGUUCAGCGCUACGGAGAGGUUGAAUUCGAAAUCGAGAAGGAAUACGAGAAACGAGCGAAACGUCUUCUGGAACGAUAUCCACUUCCCCGACACUGGCGUAAGGAGUAUGACAUUGGUUGCAAAGCUUUUUAUUUCUACAACAAAGAAACUAGGAUUGUAUCUUGGUUACCCCCUACCCAUCCGGAUGCAAAAAUGACAAAAAGCGCCAAAGUUCUACGGAAGGAACUGAUGGAGAUUACUAAGAAUCAGGAGAAUGCUAACGAUGCUAUUCCAAAAGCCGUAAUUGUGGAAAGCUAUCCUCCACUUCCGAAGCCCUCAAGCCGUGAACAGGGAAUGGUCGGACCGGUCGGUGAAACUCUGAAACCUCCAAUAGUGAACCCACCGAAGCGACCUCACCUUAAACAUCCUUCCAGGGAUGAUGAAAAACGACCUCGAGUCGCGGGAGCUAAUCGAAUCGAAAGAGAUAGAGAGCGUGACCGCGAUCGAGAUCGUGAACGGGACCGAGAUCGCGACAGGGAUCGGCGAGAUCGUCGGGGUGACGACCGUCGUGAUGAGCGUCGUGAGCGUGACCGAGAUCGCGAGAGGGGAGAAGGUCGUGGUGGUCGAAGUGGUAAACAGAGCGGCAACAGUGGUGCCCUUGAUCCUAUGGAUCCGGCUGCCUACUCCGAUAUACCGCGUGGAACUUGGGCCAGCGGGUUAGAUGCCGCUGCCGGUAAGAAGGAGAAAGAAAAGAAACCGGAGAAACGCAAGGCACCUCGUGAAGACGAAAGUGGCGAUGAGCAUGAGGUACUUAAGGUGGCUGCCAUCAGUGAGUUUACCCAGGAAGAUGACAAAGAUGAAUGAACAUAGAUUUUAAAUAAUAAUUUGGAAAUAUAAACGAUUGAAUUGAACCGAAA